AGAGCGCGCGCGCGGAUAGCACACUGAAAGCACCCUGCCGCACCUAUAGGAGCGUUUGCUCGCGGUCCCAGAAGAUGGUCUGAACUCACGCGCUUUCCACCCCUUCAAGAGCUCCCCGCUGAGUGCCGCAAUGUUGACUAGGCUGUUCAGUGACCCGUCGCUGCUUCCCGACAUGCAUAAGUAUUCGGCCUGGGCAGAGGACAGCGAGAGCGAGGACUCGAAGACCAAGGAUGAUGAAGAUCACUGCCGCGUGGGCGAUGACGACAUGGAUGUCCCGGACCUGAGAAGCAGCCGGGCACAUUCUGAGAUCGGCGGUGAAGACGAGGACGACGACGAGGCGGAUGAGGACGAAGGAGAGGACGGUGCAGAGGGGGACGGGCCCAAAAAACGGGGCCCUAAGAAGCGUAAAAUGACACCUGCCCGUAUCGAGCGCUCCAAGUUGCGUCGUCAGAAGGCAAACUCACGGGAGAGGACGCGCAUGCACGAUCUGAACUCUGCGCUCGACAAUCUGCGCAAAGUCGUGCCCUGUUACUCCAAAACGCAAAAGCUCUCCAAAAUCGAGACUCUCCGUUUGGCCAAGAACUAUAUCUGGGCCCUCUCUGAGAUCCUGCGCUCCGGGAAGAAGCCUGAUAUUGUGUCCUACGUGCAGACGCUGUGUAAAGGAUUGUCCCAACCCACGACCAACCUGGUUGCGGGUUGUCUGCAGCUCAACUCCCGAAACUUCCUAACGGAGCAGUGUCCGGAUGGGGGACGCUAUCCCAGCUCCAACUCCUUCUCCAUGCAUCCUUACCCCUACCAGUGCUCCCGUCUCUCCAGCCCUCAGUAUCAGUCUGGUUCCAGCUCGCAUCCCUUACGGACACAAGGGUACUGCUCAGCCUACGAUUCGCUGUACGGUGGCAGUGGAUCUCCAGAAUACAACAGCCCAGAGUAUGAGGGGCCCAUCUCCCCUCCCGUGUGCAUCAAUGGCAACUUUUCUCUGAAGCACCAGGGCACUACGUCCCCCGAGGUAGCCGAGAAAGGCUAUCAUUACUCUAUGCAUUACUCCGGCCUGGCCGGCUCUCGCCCCACUGCUGGCCACAUAUACGGUUCUUCAGGUGUGCGGAGCAGCAUCCACUCUGAAAACGUAUCGCCUUACCACGACAUGCACCUGCACCACGAAAGGGCCCCCGUCCCCGUAUACGAUGAACUCAAUGCGUUUUUCCACAACUGAAACGGCAGUAAUAUUGCCAUGCGUGGGAGUCUUCUUGCAAUCAACAAUCAAUUAGUUGCCCACCUUUGGCAAGGAGCGUGCACGGUCACCCCCCAGCCCCUACCCUAAUACUUAGUCUCAAAGGACUAUGACACCAGACACUGAUCAUUGCGGAAACAGCGUUUUAUUUAUUGUUUUUCUAUGUCCUUUUAUAUAAUUGUAUUUAUUUUGUUUCUAUUCUGUGACGAUGGGAUGCUGUGAACAUGUUGCAUUUGAAAUGGAAUGUGUACAGAUUUGACGGUGAUUGACGUAUGGGUUAUUAUUGAAAUGGCUAGAUGAACAGAGUACAAAUGCAACAGCAUAGUCACGUUUAUAACAUUGUAACAACCGAUGAUGCUGUAACUAAUUUGGAAAUCAUAGCUUAAUAUGAAAAUAGAGGAUUCAAUUAAGAAGCAAGCAGUGCACUUAAAAGCAAGCAUGUCGCAGAGAUAGGAAGAUAUAUAUUUUUUAAAUGUCGGCAAUUGGCAACAGCUAUGUCAGAACAUUAAACACAUUUCACAUCUAUGCAAGAAAUAGCCUACGCCAAACGAGUAUACAAGGACCAACUAUAGGCUGAAUCUAAAAUAGUGUACAUUAAAUCAUUCAUUUAAAAUCUUCUCAACAAUAUACUUUCAUUGCUUCUCAGCCCCUAUUCUGACUUACCAUAACACACACGGUGGGGAAUUGCUUGACGUCUAUUUUUGCUAUUGAGGGACAUGGAUUCAAGUCACCAUAAUGACACAGAGAAUACAAUUGUCGAUCCCUAGAAUACCACCAAUGGAUAAUGAAAAGCAAAGGAAAAGCAAACACUACUUGGCAGAGUAGGCCUAUAAGGCUAAAGCCAACAUUUUAAAUGAACGAUUCUAAAGAAGCAGAUAUGGGCUCAUGCUACCGGUUCCGGCUGGUCAAGUCCUUCUAAUGUAAACGAUUCGAUGGUGUUUGCGUUCAUUAGAUGAGGCUACCUUUAAUGGAUUUGCAAGUUUGCACUAGAUUUUAGAUUGCAUUAAAAUGCAAUCGAAAAUGGUUUAAUGUAAGCUAAUAGCCUUUGCCUUUAUACAUCUACUGGCCUUUAUACAUCUACAAUCCUGUCAGUGACUGGACGGAAAAUGGUGACAGGCCGAUAUUAAAAUAUGCUAAACACAAUAUUUCAUGUCAUGCCACAGGAACACAUAUGGCAAGUCAAGUAACUUUCUAAAUCAAUCGAGCACAUUGACUUGUUGAAUAGGACUAUUUCUAAAAGUGUAAGGGCCAGGAUUUAGCACUCAAUUUCGAAAUAGUUACAUGAGAAGGUCGAUAUAUUGCACUGAAAUAACAUGAUUAUUACUAUUAUUGUUAUUAUUAUUUACAAACAGUUUUAUUUAAUGCAUAAUUUUGCCUAUAAUAACUAAUCAAUGCAAAUAUUUCCACUAAGGGUCCCCAGAGUCGUCAACAUGUGUUGCAUUUUUCCAUUGAAAGUGAAAGUUGAAACUUUGUAUUUAAACAAUGUGUGUAAAAUAACAUGCUAAUACACGAACUUGCGCUACAACAUUUCAUUUUAAACAUUUCAUUUUAAACAUUUCAUUUUAAACAUUUCAUUUUAAACAUUUCAUUUUAAACCUAUAUCCAAGUUCUGUAAACGUGAUAUUUUCUCGUUGAAUGUGAUCCGUUACAUAGUGUAAAACAAGUAUAUUCUGGCUAGCAGGUUCAAUUAUCAGCAUAAUAAUCAACUAUGUAAGGACUGUAUUAUAUUCUUCCUGUGAUUAUUCUUAUCAUUGGAAAGGCUCUAUGAAAAGAUGACGCAGUGUGGCCUGGAAAAGAAUGGGGUUUACUAUUUAACAUCCCCAUAUCGCUCAUGCUUUCGGUAAGUGCGUUGACCGAUUACAAGAACUAGCAUCACUUGACAUGUGACUCUAACAGGUUCGGCCGGCUAUAUCCAAUAGUUUAAUAUGGCAGACAUAUCAAUAGGUUGCUGUAAAUCCCAUUAUUCAAUAAAGCCCACAAAAAGAGUUGCAGAAUGAGUUCGAAACCAUUUUCGAAAUACUUCCACUGUGGGAGAUGCUAGCAUUCCUAAUGAUUAGGCAUGGAGGAAAGAACGGGCAUUAUAGGAUCUAAUCAACAGGCCAACACCAUCUUUCCAGAAUACAACGAACAUAUUACAAAGACAAAUGUGUCAACAAAGAAGCCCUGCGAUGGACUCUAAUGAGUUGAACAGCAGGAUCUGGACAGAUUGGGAAACGGCCUCCGGAUCUGCAGGCGAGACAAAAUCCCUAACAGUUACCAAAGGGCCUGUCUGAAGCUUUCGGGGAUUUCUAGGAUGGUCAAAUGAUAUGGGAGCCGUUAUAAGCCUAACAAAUUCCUUUAAUGGAGGGACUGCUAUGACAACUAACUUCUAGAUCAGGGUUGUGCAACUUUGAUGUGGGUGGGGUCACAAAACAUAGGAACUCAUCAUGAGGGGCCGCAGUGGCUCGCGGGUCUGCAUACCCAGAUGCAGUCAGAGCCGGUUCAAGUCUUUUGGGGGGCCCUCCCACCUUGCGAGCAAUACAUUUUAGCCCCCGACUUUACAGCGAAGAGAACAACUUUACGUUUUACAGUUCAUUUCCUGAAAUUUUACACAUUUUGCCAGGGGGGUAGAGAAAAUGUUGCCAUUUUAAAGCAAGUUUGCGGCAAUUCUACAUAUUUUCCAAGACAAAUCUUUGCAGUUAUGCAGUCUGACGAUCAAUGGUGCCCAUCCCGGCUCUAGAUCAUGCGUUUGUGUGUUUUUCGGGCUUCUUUUGCGUUUGUGCAUACAAGCAUCAGCCUGCUCUCUUUGAGCGCGUGCCAGAAUAUUCUUGGCAUCAAAGGUAAACUUGACUCAAACGGACACAAGAGUCACAAUGCACGGGAUAGAGGCAAAUGUGGCCCAAAAAAGCACGAAACAUACGAGAUUCCAAACUAGUAAAGGAUAUCAUUUGUAAUCAAAACACGGCAUUGGAAAGAGGCUGAAAUACUUCGGGCAGCCGAGGACCUUAAUACAGCCCAUGUACGCCAUAUUGGAAUGUUUUGGGAACACGCAAAAGAAAGUCAUGUAUUUGCGCCACAGCGCAUUUCUUCAACCCCACCUUUAUUUCUCCACAGAUAGCCUACCCGGAUGGACUAAGCAGGACAUCAUAUCAUCCAUAACUUUCACACACACACCGAAAGAGAGAGAGAUAGAGAGGGACUUUUGUGAGUGCAAUGUUUACUGUUCAUUUUAUACUGUUUAUUUCACUUUUGUUUAUUAUCUAUUUCACUUGCUUUGACAA
Molecule: messenger RNA, 4488 nt
Organism: Oncorhynchus gorbuscha (pink salmon)
Lineage: Eukaryota; Metazoa; Chordata; Actinopteri; Salmoniformes; Salmonidae
Product: neurogenic differentiation factor 2-like
Exons: 2
Coding region: 131-1210 (359 amino acids)
Biological process (GO): regulation of DNA-templated transcription; nervous system development
Molecular function (GO): protein dimerization activity
Source: RefSeq, a predicted model, not a curated record